CAACAACAUUACAUGAGAAACAAACAGCUGGCUGAUAAAUUUACGUGUGAAAUUAAUAAAGAAAGAAGAAUUUUGUGGAAGGAAAAUUUUUAUAAAAUAUUGCGAAAACAUAAAAAAGAAGAACAAAUUGCAGUAAAAUUAAACAAAUAAAGUGAAGAGAAAAGGCUAUAUAUAGCAAAAACUCCUAAUGCCUAAAUAAAGAUUGUGGAAAGUGAAGAAAAGUUGAUAGCUUUUUUUUUGUUGUAAACAAUGGAUGAUUUGUCACAAGGCGACAUUUGUCGCGUUUGUCGUUGUGAGGCUCAGUCGGAUCGUCCUCUUUUCUAUCCUUGCGUCUGUACGGGCAGUAUAAAGUAUAUACAUCAGGAUUGUUUAAUGCAAUGGAUGCGUUAUUCGCACAAGGAAUACUGUGAGCUAUGUGGUCACCGUUUUAGUUUCCAACCCAUAUACUCGCCCGAUAUGCCCCGUGUAUUGCCUUUGCGUGAUGUGGCUGGGGGUUUAAUAUCGGCCAUCAUGAAGGCGGCAAAGUCAUGGGCUCAUUAUACUCUGGUCGGUUUGGCUUGGUUUGUAAUUGUUCCGUUGUCGGCAUACCGCACGUAUCGUUAUUUGUUUCGAGCGUCAUCUUUUGAUAUGAUUAUGACAUUGCCAUUCGAUAUAUUUUCUACUGAAAAUUUGGCUUCGGAUGUUUUUCGCGGUUGUUUUGUAGUGACCUGUACGCUUUUGUCCUUUAUUGGUUUGGUGUGGUUGAGAGAGCAGAUAUUGCUUGGUGGUGGUCCGGACUGGUUGGAACGUGAAGAUGCCCCAGCUGUGGCGGAAGGUGGUGGCAACAAUGAUGGGGAGGAUGAUGUAGAUCUAAUACCUUUGCCUGAAUUUGGGGGAGCGGCAGCAGCUGAUGUUGAAGCUAACGCAGCUGCCGAUAACGAGCCAGGAGUUGGUAAUAUUUUGGAAGAAGUUAUUCCUGAAGAAGAGGUUGAACUACUGGCAGAUCAGGCGAAUGCUAAUGAGCCAGUUGCUGCUCCGGCUGUACCAGCUGCUGCUAAUAAUGAUAACAAUGCCGAAGCUCCUGUUGUAGAACCUAUGAACAAUAAUGCUCCAGCUGUAGCAGAUCCGGCAGAAAAUGAAGGUGAUCCUCCAUUAGAAUUUGGUCCUCAAUUACCUCCCGCCUUAGCUGGAGGCGCCGCCAAUAACAAUGCAAAUAACAAUGCAGCCGCCAAUGCUGCUGAUAAUGAUAACGACGAACCAAAUUGGAAUCCCAUGGAAUGGGAUCGUGCCGCCGAGGAGUUGACUUGGGAACGUCUACUGGGACUGGAUGGUUCAUUAGUGUUUUUGGAACAUGUUUUCUGGAUCAUUUCUCUAAACACCAUGUUAAUUUUUGCCUUUGCCUUCUGUCCCUACUGCAUUGGCCAUUUUAUCUUGCAAUCGAUGAAUCUAUUGAAUGCCGAUAAGCCUUUGCUACAUUUUCAUGGCCUAUUAACUACUUUAUUUGGUUAUUGUUUUAUUGGACACAUAUUGGUGGUAUUACAUUUUUUGGCAAAAGCAUUCCAUAUGAGAAGAGUUCGCAAUCUUAUAGGCUUGUGCUAUAUAGUGGUGAAGGUGUCUCUAUUGUCGGUGGUGGAAAUUGGUGUUUUGCCCUUGGUUUGCGGCUGGUGGUUAGAUAUCUGUUCACUGCCCUUGUUUGAUGCUACUCUUAAAGAUCGCAAGGCUAGUUUUACCGCCGCACCGGGUACAUCGCUCUUUGUUCACUGGAUGUUUGGAAUGGUUUAUGUUUAUUAUUUUGCUGCGUUUAUUUCUCUGCUGCGAGAAGUAUUACGUCCUGGUGUUCUUUGGUUUUUACGCAAUUUAAAUGAUCCCGAUUUUAGUCCUAUUCAGGAAAUGAUACAUCUUCCCAUUUUAAGACAUGUUCGUCGCUUGAUUUCUUCGGCCAUGAUAUUUGGUUCUGUUGUACUCCUUAUGCUUUGGAUGCCAAUUCGUAUUCUGAAAACAGUUUGGCCCACAUUUUUACCUUAUACCUUAUCUGGUGAUUCGGAAGUGAAUGAAUUAAGUUUACAACUUUUACUUUUACAGAUCAUCUUGCCCGGUUUCUUUGAACAAUCCCAUACACGCGUCUGGCUUAAAAAGCUUUUACGUAUUUGGUGUAUUUGUGUUUCAUGGAUUUUGGGUAUACGCAGCUAUCUCUUGAGCAAUGACCCGCCAGCAGAACCCACCAAUCAACAACAAGCCAACAAUGCUGAAAACAACCCAGAAAACAAUGAGAAUAAUGAACAGGAAAACAAUGCUGAUAAUGAAAAUCAAGCAGCUGCAGCAGGAGAUAAUAUAGAAGCAGCAAAUCCUGUACAAGCACAACCACAAGCACCACCUCCGCCACCACCACCGCCUCCACAAGCUGAGCGUAAUUUGGCGGCAGUGCAUCAUGCCAUAAUACAUCGUGAUGUACCGGUGGCCUUCCAACCUUAUGAUAAGCCUUCAAUAUUUCCCAUAAGACUAUGCGGUUUGAUAUUCUUCAUGUGUAUAUCACUGGUGGUGGCUUCGUUGCUGACACUAACCGUACCCGUGUGGAUAGGACGUCAGGUAAUGUCAUUGUGGUCGGUGGGCAGCAUAACGACACAGGUUGUUGUACAAAGCACUGAGGUAACACCACGACCACAUGAAUUAUAUACAGCUGCAUUAGGCACUUAUUUGUGUUGGAUGAUUACAAGAGGCAUAGCUAUAGCGGUUACUUUACUGCCACAAGGUCGAGCUGCGGUAAUGGAUAAAAUCAAACAAUGGCUUAAGGUUGGUGCCUCCUAUGCUCUACCCGUUUUGAUAAUUGUUUUAAUGCUAGGAGUCAUACCUUUACUCUUUGGCAUGCUUUUGGAGUUGGUGGUAGUUAUUCCCGUACGUGUGGGCAUACGACAAACGCCCAUCUACUUUAUUUGGCAAGAUUGGGCCUUGGGUGUUUUAUACACGAAAAUAGCUAUUGCCUUGACCUUAAUGGGUCCCGAUUGGCAUUUGAAGCGGGCUUUAGAACGUGCCUAUCGUGAUGGUUUGCGUGAUAUCGAUUUGAAAUUCUUAAUCAGCGAAUUGGCCACGCCGGUUAUAACCUGUUUCGGUCUAGCUUUGGCCAUACCUUAUGUAUUGGCCCAUUCUAUACUACCCAUUUUCUUUAAAGAUCCCUGGGUCCAAUUAGAGAUAGCACACUUUGUAUAUCCAGUAUUCUUUUCGGUUAUUGGAGCCAUUGGUUUAGUGUGUUUCCAAAUACGACAAUUCAAAAAGCUAUAUGUAGCCAUUAAGGUGGACAAGUAUUUGGUGGGACAACGUUUAGUCAACUAUGAACAUCGUAAGAAACAACAGCAAGAGGCAGCCGAUGCUGCGGCCGCUGCCCGUGAACAGGAAGAAAUGGAAAAUGUACCCAUUGCCAAUAUAGUGGAACAGGCUGAAUUGGAAAGACGUCGUAGACAGGAAGUGGAACGUCAACAAUUGGUACAAGAUUUAGUUAGAGAUGAACUUUUAUAAAAACUACGCAAAUAGAUAAGUAAUGACGUUGGGAUAUUUUUUUUCUAAAGAAAGGAGUGGAUAAUCUUUGUAGUAAAUUUAGCAAAACUAAAACAAGUAAUUUGCUUAUUUUUUUCCAUAAACAUAUUUUUUUGUUUUGUUUUUUCUUUUCUUUUAUAAGUGUUAAAUAAAUUAAACGACUAAUUCGUUAAAAAAACAAAGAAAUCACAAGUUAUUUGGAUAACAAUUUUGUAGACUUUUUUUGUAAAAAACUUAUAACUUUUCUAGAAUUUUCCAAAAAUAUUGCUGUUCAUUUGUAAGAAACAUACUUAAGUUAAAUUUCUUAAUAAUUCUAUAUUGAGAUUUUUAUUGGAAUAAACUUUUGUGUCAAUCACUCAAUCAAUAAUACCACAUAUUGUUGCAAUUUUUAACUUUUUAUAUUCUUUCUUUCUUCAACUAUCGACAAUUCUAAAACAUGAAUGAUCUUAAAAUUAAAUCAAUGAAUGAUAUAAAUAUAAAACAAUGAUCUAAAUGAUAAAUUCACUUUGAAUUUUGACAUAUUCAGAUGAUGAUGAUUCUGUUGUUAAUUGUAAAGAGAUAACAUUACACUGUAACCAGGCAAAAUAAGUUUUCUAAAAGUUAACCAAUUUCCAAACUAAA
Molecule: messenger RNA, 4128 nt
Organism: Lucilia cuprina (Australian sheep blowfly)
Lineage: Eukaryota; Metazoa; Arthropoda; Insecta; Diptera; Calliphoridae
Product: E3 ubiquitin-protein ligase MARCHF6
Exons: 4
Coding region: 250-3489 (1079 amino acids)
Cellular component (GO): endoplasmic reticulum membrane
Molecular function (GO): zinc ion binding
Source: RefSeq, a predicted model, not a curated record